Messenger RNA from Chrysoperla carnea, 4338 nucleotides. RefSeq lists its product as uncharacterized. The record is from RefSeq and is a predicted model, not a curated record. Gene Ontology annotation, molecular function: calcium ion binding; protein phosphatase regulator activity. Gene Ontology annotation, biological process: protein dephosphorylation. The transcript has 10 exons. Lineage: Eukaryota; Metazoa; Arthropoda; Insecta; Neuroptera; Chrysopidae. Bases 910 to 4272 code for a protein of 1120 amino acids. Gene Ontology annotation, cellular component: protein phosphatase type 2A complex.
AUGAAGAAUAUUCAUGAAUUUUUUAUAAAAAUAUAUGAAUUUUUGAGUAUGGAAAUUGUUAAAUAGAACAUUUUUAUUGGUGUUUAUAAUUUUUCUUUAUAUUUUGUUUGUAAAUUAUGUUAGUUUUUGUUAAAGUUUAGAUUGUGUUGUCGCGUGUCUGCCUACAUCUGAUUACUUACAUCAAGUCAAUGUUUAAAAAUAUUGGUACCACCACUACAAACUACACCAACACAAUUAACCUAUCUCUGUCUCUCACUCAGUGCAGCUAAACAGCGCAGCGCAGUAAAAGAGAAGAACAAAUAACAACAUCCAACAACGAUCCAAUCCAAUCCACCACACAUAGUUCUUCGAGUUGCGACUUGCGAUCAGUUUUAUAAACGACGUCGCCGUUGUUGUAUGUGGUGUAUGUCGCGAGCGUGUCCACUUUCCAAUAAUAUCUAUCUAGUGUGCUUAUUGUUUUAUUUCCAAUGUUGUUUGGAGUAAUACAAUUCGACAACGGUGUGUUAUUAAGUGUGUAAAGUGUUUUUUUCUUACAUUCAGCAACCUGCAAAAUUUUAUAUCAAAUCCAGUGAAGUGAAUUGGUGCUUUUGUUUGCUUAGUGUGUCUCAAUUUUCACAUCGGGGAAAUUAAAAACAGUAGUCGGACCCACGUUGACUGACUACAAACAUCGUGAGUGCAAUUAAAUUGGAUGACGACACCGUAAAACUGCCUCUAAAUUCUAUAAAUAACAUGCUGUUUGAAUAACAAAUUUUAAAGAGGAAAAUUUAUCAACCUAGUGUUAUUUAUUAUUUUAAAAAAUAUAGCACAUACUAAUAUAACAUCAUCCCCUUUUAACAAGGGUGGUGUGUUACAAGAACACACACAUUUCAGGGAAAUUUAAUAAUCUUCACGUUGUAAUUUAAAUGGGAAAUGGCUACGACUGCUAAAUUACGUGGUAGCAAAUUUCCUGAUUCUGGUGAAGAAGAUAUUGCAGCGAUUGCGAAACAAAUAAGUGAUCAUGCUGAGGCAAUAUAUCAAACAUGGAAAUCACGUGGUCUUGCACCAACUGAAAUAUUGAAUUGUCAUAGUAAUGCACAGGCAGCGGACAAAUUUGGUAGUACGUUAACACCACAACAACAAACGAGCUCCGUUAUUGAUAGUUCAACAAUUAAAUCGCCAGUUGUUGAUUUGUUACAACAAACACAACAUUUAGAUAACAAUCAUUUAGAAAAAUUUGUGAAUAAUUUUGUUAGUGAGGAUAAAGCGGCUAGAAUGGCUGCAGCACGACAAAAAUCACCAGCUAAAUCGUUACCGUCAAGUAUACAAUUUGCUUUGCAAAAAUUUGAGAGUAAUUUACAAUCACCUUCAUCCACAACUUCCGCCACAACUACGUAUAGUAAUAAUAACAAUAAUAAUUUGACAAAACCAUCAUCGACAAAGCCACAAAUAUUACAGAAACCACAGAUAUCACCAAAACCAGCGUUAUUCCGUCAAGAAUUAUUAUCCGAUACAAUUGAAACAAUAUUUCCACCUGAUUUACAACCACAAAAACCACAAACACCAAAACGGCCUACAUAUUUAGUACAAAAUUCAUCUUCAUCUAUGUCACAAACAGAUUCUUCCACUGUUUCAUCCACAACUUCACCAACAGCGGGCUUACAAACAUGGCCACUUAAAAAUAAAAUUGAAUCACCAAAACGUACCGUAAAAUCAACCUUAGAACAAAUUUCAGCACCGCAGUCUUUAAAUAAUGAAUCAUCAAAAUAUGCCACACUCCCAUCAUCCAAAAAUAGCCCAUCAUAUUUGGAUGAAGUGGCCAGAGAAGAAGAGAGACUUAUAAAUGCAUUAAAAACUGGGGUUAUUAUUGCUGAGGAUCGUACAACUCCUGAACGAACUUUAUCCUCGAAAAAAAAUAAAUCGAAUGGUUCACCCUCGUCACCAUCCCCGUCAUCAUUCAUAAAAAAAGAUGUAUCUCCAAGUCGGGAAGCCGUUAGUUGUUACUUAACUUCACCUCCUUCGAAUCAAGAUCGACCAUUGUCGAAAGAUGAUCGUAACGAUUUAUCAAAUAUGUCUAUUGUCGAUUAUGCCAAAGUACGCUAUCGCGCUGCUCAACAGACACCACAACAGCGUUUGGACGAUGUGAUCGGUAAACCAACUAUUGAACGUAGCGAAACACCUGUGGCGGCUAUUGUUUCAAGAGUACGUAAUAAAUUUGAACCCCCAACCGCUUCCACCGGUGGUGCAGGUGAUCAAAAAACAUCAGAUGUGGUUGAUAUGUCAACACGAUGGGGCUUACGACCACGACCUCGAACCAAUAGUGGUACGAAUCUGAAUUCAACCGAGAAUAGUCACCAUCAAAAUGUCCCACAUCCUGAAUUGACAAAUAGUCAAAGACAACAUAUCAGAGCAGCUGCGGCUGCUACAAAUAGUUCUUUAGUAAGUGGUAAUAAUCCGGUACGACCAUUUUUAACACGUGGUUCAGUGGCUGAACGUGUACUUAUAUUUGAAAAGUGUCCUAGUGAGUUAUUGUUGGACAAACAACGUUCGCGUACAGCGCCAGCUAUAAAUACAUGGCGUAAUGGACAUGAAGUUCAUCAUAAAGCACAGAAUCAAUAUAUGUCAACUUUGUUAAGAGCAAGAGUUAAAGAUCGAAAUCGAAAACAAAAUCCUAGAAAAUUGAAAAUACAAUUAUAUUUAAAUUGGAAAGUAAUACGAUCAAUAUUUAACACAUUUGGCCGUAAAGAGAUCAGUUCAAAACCUUUACCUGCACAUACAACACUUCAGCGUCACAUCAAAGCAAACCGGAAUGUCUUCAUACCAAGGUUUUAUUUCCCACAAGGAAAACCAGUUUCGCCAAUUCAAUAUGAACAAACGUUACAACGUAUACAAGCGGCAUUUGCAAAAGAAUCAAGUGGACUAGUAACCAAAGAAACAUGUUCAGUACUUACAGAAGCAUGCGAAUUACCACAUUAUUGGAAAGUACCUUUAUUUAAUGCGGUUGCCCGUGACAAUAAAAGUAUCGAUGUUAAUAAAUUUAUUGAAUUUUGGAAACAAAUGGUAUCGCAAUGCCAUGAUCCGGCUUCCAGAUUUGUUUAUAUUUUAACACAAGGUCAACGUACAUGGCUAUGUCCAGAAGAUUUUAUAUCACUUAUACAGGAUGUAGUUGACUCACAUCCUGGUUUAACGUUCCUUAAAGAAGCUACCGAAUUUCAUUCAAGAUACGUACAUACUGUGAUAGCUAGAAUUUUCUAUUGUGUAAAUCGAUCAUGGUCUGGUCGAAUAUCAAUUUCAGAAUUACGUAGAUCAAAUUUAUUGUCAGUGAUUCAAUUACUAGAAGAAGAAGAAGAUAUCAAUCAAGUGACAGCAUACUUUAGUUACGAACAUUUCUAUGUAAUUUAUUGUAAAUUUUGGGAAUUGGAUAGAGAUCAUGAUUUAAUGAUUGAUCGACAAGAUUUAACAAAACACAAUGAUCAUGCAUUAUCUUCAAGAAUUAUUGAUAGAAUAUUUAGUGGGGCUGUAAAUCGUAACGGACCUAGAAGUUUAUCAAAUCAUCGUGAAGAAAAAAUGAGUUACACUGAUUUCGUAUGGUUCUUAUUAUCUGAAGAAGAUAAAAUGCAUCCAACUGCAGUUGAAUAUUGGUUCAGGUGUAUGGAUUUGGAUGGUGACGGUUUCUUAUCAAUGUAUGAGCUUGAAUACUUCUACGAAGAACAAAUGCAACGUAUGGAAGCAAUUGGAAUUGAAACUUUACCUUUCGAAGAUUGUCUGUGUCAAAUGUUAGAUAUGGUUAAACCAGCACAACUAGGAAAGAUAGCACUUGGUGAUCUGAAAAAAUGCAAAAUGACACCAAUAUUCUUUGAUACAUUCUUUAAUUUAGAAAAAUAUUUAGAUCAUGAACAACGUGAUCCAUUCGCGUCGCAACGUGAUCAUGAUGGCGAAGGACAUGAGUUGUCGGAUUGGGAUCGUUAUGCUGCUGAGGAAUAUGAAUUAUUAGUUGCUGAAGAAGGGGGCGACCAGCAAGAUCAAAUCUCGUUCGAUGAAAAUGAUUGUGUGGAUCAAUUAUCAACAAGUUUGGACAUGAUAUUAUCACCAGAUAUUUAUAACAACGAUGUAUUAUCAAAAAAUACAUUAAACAAUAAUUCAUUAUCACAAUCACAAUUACAACAAUCGCAACCAAUGAUACGUACAUAUAAGUGUUUGAUCAACGAAGAUUGGAAUGAUUUAGCAAAUAAUUCUCGUCCAAUAUCCGAUGACGACGAUGAUUAUGCUCAGGACAGUGAUGAGUGUAGCAUUUAAUUACAACAAAAAUUAAACAUCCAAGAAAAUACACAAAAAAUUAAUAUUCAGUGCACUUUUUGAAUC